GUUUAGCUCCUCGCCGCACGAAGGACGAUGCAGAAGCGGCAAACGUCCAUCCUCGCCUUCCUCAAAAAACCCUCGGCGGAGAACCGAAGGUGCGACGGCCCUUCGCCCUUGUCCGACGUUCUGCCAGGCCCGCAUUUCGGCUCCGCGGGGGCAGAGAAGCCCUCCGAUGAACCCUUUCCAGAGAUUCGAGGAACGGACACUCCGCCCGAGAAGCCCUGCUGCCAAAUCUUCCCGGCAGGGGCCCCGGAGAUCAAAGGCGAUGACAGCCGCAGCGCUAGCCCUUUUUCGAGUGUCAUGCGCAAGUUCGUGAAAGAAGACAAAUCCGAGGGCUUCAGAAAGGGGAACCAAGAGGGCAGUGGUUCCUUUAUAUGUCACUCUAAAUCUAAUUCUGCUGAAAAAAGUCGUGUGAGAAAUGAAAUGCCUUCUGAUGAGCACUCAAAAACACAUACUUCAAUAUUUAAAGAAGAGUGUGAUGGAAUGGAUCUGCAUUUUGGACCUGAUUCAGAUGUUCUGGGACCAGAAACUCCAGCUACACGCCCACUCGUUCCUCGUCUUAAGCGAGUUCAGGAUGGUCUGACUGAUUUUAAUGACAAGCAGAGUUCUCUUCUUGUUGGUUCUGGCAAAAGGUUGAAGUCAGAUUUUGACUCAGUUGUUGGAAAGCACAUUCAGGAAGAAGUAUGUGAAAGUGCAAGCAGCAAGUUUGACUGGCUCAAUCCUUCCAAUAUUAGGGAUGCGAAUGGAAGACGACCAAGUGACCCACUAUAUGACAAGAGAACCCUGUACAUUCCACCUGAUGCACUGAAGAAAAUGUCCGCAUCUCAAAGGCAGUAUUGGAGUGUCAAAUGUCAAUAUAUGGAUGUUGUCCUCUUUUUUAAAGUGGGCAAGUUCUAUGAGCUAUAUGAGUUAGAUGCUGAGAUUGGACAAAGAGAGCUUGAUUGGAAAAUGACCAUUAGUGGUGUUGGUAAAUGCAGACAGGUUGGUAUUUCUGAGGCUGGGAUAGAUGAUGCUGUCUUGAAACUCACAGCUAGGGGGUAUAAAGUUGGACGAAUGGAACAGCUUGAAACCUCAGAGCAAGCUAAAGCUAGAGGAGCAACUUCUGUCAUUCAAAGAAAGCUUGUUAGUGUAUCCACUCCAUGUACUCCGAUUGAUGGUAGUAUUGGACUAGAAGCAGUCCACCUUCUUGCUUUGAAAGAGCAAGACCGUGGCUCUAGAAAUGGUUCUACCAUUUAUGGAUUUGCUUUCCUUGAUUAUGCUGCUUUGAAGUUUUGGGUGGGUUCCAUUUGUGAUGAAAACUCUGCAGCAUUGGGUGCUUUGCUGAUGCAAAUUUCGCCAAGGGAGAUUAUCUAUGAAAGAUCAGGACUUUCCAAAGAGACUCACAUGACACUAACAAAAUAUGCUUCAGCAGGUUCGAUGAAAACACAAUUGACUCCCACAACACCCAAUGCAGAUUUUCUUGCGGCCUCUGAAAUUAUGAAAUUGAUUAAUUCUAGAGGAUACUUCAAAGGAUCUUCUAGUUCAUGGUCUUCGGCGUUCGACUAUUCUGUGAACCAUGAUCUCAUUUUGUGUGCUCUUGGGGGACUCAUUGAUCACUUGUCAAGGCUAAUGCUUGAUGAUACUUUACGUAAUGGAGAACUUUUACCUUACCAUGUAUAUAGAAAUUGUCUGAGGAUGGAUGGCCAGACACUGCUUAAUCUUGAGAUUUUCAGCAAUAAUAUUGAUGGUAGCUUGUCAGGCACACUGUACAAGCAUCUUGAUCACUGCAUAACUGCAUCUGGUAAGCGGCUUUUGAGAAGAUGGAUCUGCCAUCCACUCAAAGAUGUUACUGAUGUCAAUCAUAGGCUCAACAUUGUGGACGGAUUUAUAAAGCAUUCAGGGAUUAUUUCCAUCAUAGUUGGGUAUCUACAUAGGCUUCCAGAUCUUGAGCGAUUACUAGGACGAGUUAGAUCCACUGUUGGUUCUUCAUCUACACUUCUUUUGCCAUUUGUUGGAGAAAGAGUACUGAAGCAGCGGGUGAAAGCAUUUGGGUCUCUUGUUAAAGGCCUUCGAAUUGGAAUAGACUUGUUAAAUGCCUUAGAAAAAGAAGAUCAUGGUAUAAUAUCAUUAUUGAAGGUUGUCAAUCUUCCAACACUCAGUGGCCUUGAUGAACUACUUCACCAGUUUGAAGUAGCUUUGGAUGAUGACUUUCCGCGUUACCAGGAUCACAAAGUGAAAGACUCAGAUGCAGAAACAUUGGCUGUUCUAGUUGAGCUUUUCUCUGGGAAAGCUACUGAGUGGUCUCAUAUCAUAAAUGCACUCAACCGUAUCGAUGUGCUACAAGCUUUCGCUACCGUCACAGUUUCAUCAUGUAGGCCCAUGAGCAGGCCUACUUUUUCAGAAGCUAAUUCUUAUUCAACAAAUCUACACCAAGAUGAUGCAGGACCAAUACUUCACAUGAAGGGUUUAUGGCAUCCCUAUGCUGUUGCAGACAAUGGGAAUGGUCUGGUUCCCAAUGACAUAUAUCUUGGUGAAGACUCCAUGGCUUGCCAUCCUCGUGCACUGCUGUUGACUGGACCCAAUAUGGGUGGAAAAUCAACUUUACUGCGAGCUACUUGUCUAGCUGUCAUAUUGGCCCAGCUGGGCUGCUAUGUACCUUGUGAAGUAUGUCUGUUGUCUCCUGUUGAUACUAUUUUUACACGACUCGGUGCAACUGAUAGAAUCAUGUCUGGCGAAAGUACAUUCUUUGUUGAAUGCUCAGAAACUGCAUCAGUUCUUCGCAAUGCCACCAAAGAUUCUCUUGUUUUGCUUGAUGAACUCGGCAGAGGAACAAGCACAUUUGAUGGAUAUGCAAUUGCUUAUUCUGUAUUUCGCCAUCUUGUGGAAAAGAUUUGCUGUCGAUUGCUCUUUGCCACCCAUUACCAUCCACUUACUAAAGAAUUUGCAUCUCAUCCUCAUGUGAGUCUGCAACACAUGGCCUGUGCUUUUAGGCCAAAAGAUGGGAUCUCUUACAACGGGGACCAAGACCUUAUCUUUCUCUACAAACUUGCUGCUGGAGCUUGCCCUGAGAGUUAUGGGCUACAAGUAGCUUUAAUGGCAGGCCUUCCCAGACCAGUUGUGCAAGCUGCUGGCUGUGCCAGUCAAAAAAUGAAGCUGACGAUUAGUCAGAAUUUCAAGUCAAGUGAAGGAAGAUCCCAGUUUUCCACUCUGCAUGAAGAAUGGCUGAAGACACUGCUGGAUAUUUCAAAACUCAGCAUCAGUGGUUGGAAUGAAGAUGCAUCCGAUACAUUGCUUUGUUUGUGGCACGAAGUAAGGAGUUUUUACAAACCAGCAUCUACUGAACAAAGGGGACGUGAUAUUAUACACCGAGAUGCAUGUGUAUAUUCUACAACAUGGUUGAUCCUAACUCGUUCACCAAAAAAGAAGUUUGUUCCACAUUGUCUGGUAUCUCCUCAACGUCUUUUUUUGUCUAUUUUCUCAUCAGCUGGCUAGUUUUUAGCCCAUCAUCUAUGCAUUACGUUAAGUAAAUGCAAUCUCUAGUUGACAAGCAAUUAUUGAGCCUUCAGGCAUAAAUAUGAAGGUAAACAAUGGGUCAGUUGAGGUGUCUACAACUCUCCAUAGUGCUGGCCAACAGCCCUGUCCCACAGAGAGUCAUCGGUAAAGGUUGUCAUUAAA
Musa acuminata AAA Group (dessert banana) is the source of this 3648-nucleotide messenger RNA. Its product is annotated as DNA mismatch repair protein MSH7. Bases 28 to 3465 code for a protein of 1145 amino acids. The record is from RefSeq and is a predicted model, not a curated record. Gene Ontology annotation, cellular component: nucleus; MutSalpha complex. The transcript has 19 exons. Gene Ontology annotation, molecular function: ATP binding; mismatched DNA binding; ATP-dependent DNA damage sensor activity. Gene Ontology annotation, biological process: mismatch repair. Lineage: Eukaryota; Viridiplantae; Streptophyta; Magnoliopsida; Zingiberales; Musaceae.